AUGGGCUCAGAAAUGUUUGAUUGGUCUGAAUUCACCAAAGGAUUUACAAACCCUAGUCAUUUUAAGAGUAAUUGGCUUCCGGAAUUACUUUCUGGGCUUGCUUCAUUUAGUUCAUUUAUUAUAAUUCAUCUUUUAAGUAUUUGCUCAAGGCACAUUGCAGUUGCUUUUAAAGUCCCUGAUCAGAAUAUUGGUAUCUAUCUUAGUAAAUUGUACGGACUUCGAGCCUCUUUCAUAUUUUUAGGCUCUGCUCUUGAGUGUAUUGUCAAUUAUUAUGGAUUCCUAGAACGUGAGUGGAUGUCGUUCUUUUCAUUUUGUUUAAUCUUUUUUGUUAGAUUUGCUUUUGUAAUGUGUCUUUACGUAUCCCAAAAGCCAGCCCUCCAUGCCUAUUACAUUUUAAACCUGGAGGCAUUUUUCUUCGGUAUCUUUCAAAUGUCCUAUUUUUCACUUAUUCCAAAAUUUGCUCCAAGAGCUGCAGUAUUCUUAGAUUUUUCAUCAGUUUUUGUUGCAUUUAUGCAAUUCUUAUUUGAUCUUUGUAUGUUUGAUGAGCCUAUCAUGAUUCUUAAAUCACAGGCCUGGUUAUGUAUUCUUUUCACAUUGGUUUCAUGUGGUGGAUGGUACUAUUACCUUUUCCUUGCCGAAAAUAGGCAAUCUUAUUUAUUGGAUUGUGAUAAAGAAGAAAAGGAGGAGGAUAAUCAAUUUAAAUGUCUGAAUUUUAAAAAGUAUGAAUAUAGGAAGGAUAUGUAUAAAUUUAGGUGCCAAAAACGCUUUAGAGACCAUCUUAAAAAGGUUCGUUACCCAUUCGUUAUCCUAUUUUUAAUAUUUACAUUAAGGAAUAUUCUUUACCCGUCAAUCCUUCCGUACGGUCUUCUGAAUAGAGAUGAUUGCCACAAUAUAAAUUUGUUUAUACCUGUAGCCUUGGUAUUAGGUUCACUGACAAUUUACAUGACUCAUGGAUUUUGGACUGAAUUUAAAACACGUCCUGGAAAUUACAAUUUGUUUUUCCUUCUACUUUUUGUACCUAUGAUAAUUAUAACUAUAGUUUCAAUUUCAGCGCUUCAUUCAGAAACAUGUUUUGCAAAAUAUAUAAAGGGGUCACCAAUUCGCGUUUUAUUCCUUUUGCUUGGAUUGUUGUACUGUUCUAAUGUUAUGCAGUCACUUAGUUAUGUCGCAGUUGCAAAUUAUGUUUACUACCAAUCAAAGUGCAGUCCAACAAAGCUUAGUGUCCUGGCAUUGCACAAUCUGGUGGCAAGUGUUUGCCGCUACUUUACAUAUAAAAUAGGAGUGGGUUACGCAUGCUGUAGAGUAGAAAACGCAUAUGCAAUGACAGUUUUCCAUCCGACAUAUAGAAUGAAUAAUAUUGAAGCAACAUAUUACUGGGUCACAGCUUCAUGUAAACGGGCAUACAAGGACGUGUUUAAUGACUUUAAUCUAAAUAUUCAGGAAUAUAUUUAAUGUUUUGCACAUGUUUA
This is a messenger RNA of Theileria parva strain Muguga, 1469 nucleotides long. Its product is annotated as putative integral membrane protein. The record is from RefSeq and is a predicted model, not a curated record. The transcript has a single exon. Lineage: Eukaryota; Apicomplexa; Aconoidasida; Piroplasmida; Theileriidae. Bases 1 to 1452 code for a protein of 483 amino acids.